AUGAAUCGUAUAAUUUUAUGCGUGGCGGCUUCCCUCUCUGUCAUCCUUGCUUUUCAACAAGAAUUCGCGCCCGAUACCUCAGCGUUUGAGGAAAUGGCUAAGCGUAAAUCGGCGUACAUGCGAUUCGGGCGAUCCGAUCCAGAAAUGGGAGCCGAUGGAAUGGAAAUGGAAAAGAGAAAAAGUGCCUACAUGAGAUUCGGUAAACGAUCCGAUCCGGAGCAAUUCGAUGAGGAGAUGAUGGACAUGGAGAAGCGCAAAUCGGCUUAUAUGAGAUUCGGCAAGAGAAAGAGUGCAUACAUGCGCUUCGGAAAGCGAUCCCCGAUGGAGCAAAUGGGCGAAAUGGAACCGAUGGAUAUGGAGAAAAGAAAAAGCGCCUAUAUGAGAUUCGGCAAA
This is a messenger RNA of Mesorhabditis belari, 393 nucleotides long. Lineage: Eukaryota; Metazoa; Nematoda; Chromadorea; Rhabditida; Rhabditidae. The record is from the annotation of a GenBank genome assembly.